Messenger RNA from Cylas formicarius (sweet potato weevil), 871 nucleotides. RefSeq names its product farnesol dehydrogenase-like. Bases 52 to 780 code for a protein of 242 amino acids. The transcript has 5 exons. NCBI's taxonomy places the organism in Eukaryota, Metazoa, Arthropoda, Insecta, Coleoptera, Brentidae. The record is from RefSeq and is a predicted model, not a curated record.
GUAGAGUAGGCUAGAACAUCGGCAUCACACCAAGGAAAAGGCAAGCCGAAUAUGGUGCUGAGUCUAGAUCGUUGGGUUGGUAAAGUCGCCGUUGUAACUGGAGCUAGUGCCGGAAUUGGAGCUGCUGUUUCGGAAGCCCUGGUUAAAAAUGGAAUUAACGUGGCUGGUCUUGCACGCAGACAAGGACCACUCGAUGCAAUGGCCAAUAAAUUAAAAGGUCUCAGAGGCAAAUUUUAUCCGGUUCAAGCUGACCUCUCGAAGGAAGAGGACGUCAAGAAGGGAUUCAAAUGGGUUUUGGACAACGUGGGACCAGUCGCAAUUCUGGUUAAUAAUGCUGGAGUUUACUUUCCAAACACUCUUAUUGACGGCGAUGCGCAAAAAUGGAAGCAAACUUUUGACACGAACGUUUUGGGUGUUUGCGUCGCAACAAGAGAAGCUAUAAAACAAAUGAAGGAUCAUAAAAUCGACGGGCAUAUAUUUCAUAUGAACGCAAUACUGGGUCACAGAGUUCAGAAUAUACCGAAUUUUAGUGUAAACCCGGCCUGUAAAUUUGCAAUCACUGCAUUGGCGGAGACACUGAGAUACGAAAUAAAUGGGCAAAACCUUAAAAUAAAAAUUACCAGUAUUAGUCCAGGAUACGUGGAAACCACAUUAAAGAUUCCAGGCCUGAAGGGUCUAAAUCCGGAAGAUAUUGCUGACGCCAUAGUUUAUGGUUUAUCCACCCCACCUCACGUUCAGGUUUCCGAAAUCACCGUUCAAAUUAUUAACGAUCCAAUGUAAAACUUAUUUCGACUGACUGCACUUGAAUUGAAAUGUUGUUUUCAACUUGCUGUAACUCUUUUUUUUUGUAAAAUAAAAGUUCUAUACAAUA